UUAAGAUUUAUAAUAAUAAGUGGAAAGUGGAAAAACAUUAGUAAUAGUAUCUGAUAAUUUCUUUAGACAACCUGGCGUAUUCACAUCUCCACGUGCACCAUGAGCACCAACCCGUCCCCCUCUGCAUCCGAGCAGCUCUGCUACCAGAACGUGACCGGAUCCUGCGCGAAAGCCCCUUACUCGCCCGGACCCUGGCUCAUUCUCUACACACUGUUCAGCGUGGGGGCUGUGCUGGCCGUUUUUGGAAACCUCCUGGUGGUGAUUUCAAUCCUGCAUUUCAAGCAGCUGCACUCGCCAACCAAUUUUCUCAUCGCCUCUCUGGCCUGUGCUGACUUUCUGCUGGGGGUGACCGUCAUGCCCUUCAGCAUGGUCAGGUCUGUGGAGGGCUGCUGGUACUUUGGGCCGAGUUUCUGUACCUUCCACACGUGCUGUGAUGUGGCAUUUUGUUACUCUUCCCUCUUCCACCUGUGCUUCAUCUCCAUCGACAGGUACAUCGCUGUUACUGAGCCUCUGGUCUAUCCUACCAAGUUCACGGUGUCCGUGUCGGGGACAUGCAUCGGCAUCUCCUGGAUCCUGCCCCUUGUAUACAGUGGUGCCGUGUUCUACACAGGUGCUUAUGAUGAUGGGCUGGAGGAAUUAUCUCGUGCCGUCAACUGCGUAGGAGGUUGUCAGACCGUUGUAAAUCAAAACUGGGUGUUGAUAGAUUUUCUAUCCUUCUUUAUACCUACCCUCGUUAUGAUAAUUCUCUAUAGCAAUAUUUUUCUUGUGGCUAGACAACAGGCUAAAAAGAUUGAAGACACUGGGGGCAAAAUAGAAUUGUCAUCAGCUAGUUAUAAAUCCAGAGUGGCCAAGAGAGAGCGAAAAGCAGCAAAAACCCUGGGUAUCACUGUGGUAGCAUUUAUGAUUUCAUGGUUACCGUACAGUAUUGACUCAUUAAUUGAUGCUUAUAUGGGCUUCAUAACCCCUGCUUACAUUUAUGAGAUUUGCUGUUGGUGUGCUUAUUACAAUUCAGCCAUGAACCCUUUGAUUUAUGCUUUAUUUUACCCGUGGUUCAGGAAGGCCUUAAAAAUUAUCAUGAGUGGUUGGGUUUUCGAGGACAGUUCAGCCACCAUGAAUUUGUUCUCUGAACAAAUGUAAGCAUUUGGACUGACAAAGUUCAAUCUUUACAAUUUCCAUAUGACAUGAGUUGAUAAAAAUCAAGUAAGACUAUUAAUGAAGAGAAAACCAUUUACUCUUCAAAUUUAACAGGAUAAAUCAAUGCUUUCCAGUAUUAACGGUGCACUUCCUUGUCAUUUCUCAAAAAACAAUUUGCAUGGCUGGUAAAUGUCAAAUCCCUAUUUGUUAACGGCUACAAAGCUCACCAUACCUCCUUUUCUGCACAUACUUCCCUCCCUCCCUUUUGCUCUUUUAUUUCAUUGAUUCUUCCCUUCGUAGCCUGAAAACACCUUUUAAAAAAAAAAAAAUUCUUUCCUCUUUUCCUUAGAAAGUUUUCUGCUCACUCCCAACUUGUCAAAAAUUUCUCUGUGGUUAGUUUUCACAUGGUUGUUGCCUUGUUUGUUUUUGUUUUUGCUUUUGUUUUGUUUGUUUUUGGCUUUGUUUUGCUGCUUUUCCCAAAGGAAAACUUGGGGCAGCAGUGAAAUCUAUUAUGCUGGAUGUCUGCAUGGUGUCUGUGUCAGGAAUUUGCUUCAGCAGCUCCUGGAUCCUGCCUCUUGUAUACAGUGUAUACAGUGGGUGCCUAUGAGGAUGGGAUGAAGGAAUU
Messenger RNA from Neofelis nebulosa (Clouded leopard), 1759 nucleotides. Its product is annotated as trace amine-associated receptor 6. Gene Ontology annotation, biological process: G protein-coupled receptor signaling pathway. Gene Ontology annotation, cellular component: membrane. The transcript has a single exon. The record is from RefSeq and is a predicted model, not a curated record. The coding region runs from base 100 to 1137 and encodes 345 amino acids. Lineage: Eukaryota; Metazoa; Chordata; Mammalia; Carnivora; Felidae. Gene Ontology annotation, molecular function: trace-amine receptor activity.